UAUUCGUAAUAAAAAAAAAAAACAAAAACGAAACAAAUUAAAAUUCACGAAACUCGCAAAAAGUGAUUGAGUGUUUCCUUUAACGAACAAAUUCCAUUAGGAGCAACGGACAAAAAAAAAAAAGAAAAAACAACACAAAAAGAGGCUACCAAUAUUAAAAGGCCUUCAAGUCUAAAGACAGUUUGGGUGUGUGUGUAUUUUCGUUUUGUGUAUGUGUGUGUUGUUAAUAUUGCGUGUGCUAAUAUUUUCCACCAACUUCCAGCUUAGCUUGAACUUUAAUUAAACCAUCAUCAUCAUCGUUUGUGCCGUUUACUGUCGCACUUCUGUGUUCUUUUGACAUUGUCAAGUAGAAGUUUUCACCAUCGUGUCUUCCGUAAAUUGUUGAGACACACACACACGCACUACCACACUCCUACACAAUUACACACACACACGUACUCAGAUUUUCGUCGACAACUCAUGCAACAAUAUGACUGAUCCGAACCACCAACCGUAUCAGCCGUUGGUUUCCGUUAUUGCGGAACGUUCAGGCACUGCUUCAACACCUCCUGUACGGCAGCAAAUGUCAGAAAGCCCAACAGGGCCUACCAAACUGGCACAUCAAUUUUGGUUUUCAUAUCCGCCACCGGGCGCUGGCGGAGGCUCUUCAAACAGCAAGACAUCGCAAACGGACGAAGAGAAACAGCGCGAUCGGCAACGCAGCGAAAGGGAAGCUAAAAAAGAAGAACAGGACGCGAUAAAUUAUAAGAGAGACAAAGACGCCCGAGAAGCCCGUCUAUUGGAUUUUGAGAUACGACGGCAGCAGGAACGCGAAAAGAAAAAAGAAGAGCAAAAGAUUUUACAUCAACAGCAUCAGCAGUUGCGUGAACAACAACAUCAACAGCAGCAGCAGCAACAACAGCAAAGCGGUGAAAGUCCUCCCACCACCUCGACUUUAGCUCAACAACAGCAGCAGCAACAACAACAACAACAACAGCAGCAGCAGCAACAGCAAGACGAAGAAGAUCCAGAAAAGCAACAUCUCAUCGGCGGCAGCAGCAGUGCACCGACACCGAUCAUACCAACACCACCAGAACGUGGUCUGCCACCAGCGUUUCGCAGUCGUUCCAUAGAACGUGAAUAUCUCUACGAAAGGAAGCGACAACUAUCGACAGCCGAUACACACGACUAUAAAAAGCCGCUAAGUACGACACCAUCGCCACAGGCAAUAACUGGACCACCACCGCCUCCUACACCAUCAGCAGCGGUGGUGGCGGGCCCACCGGCAACGGCUGCAGCUGCCACAGCUGCUAUAAUCCCUAUUCUACCAUUAGGGGUUGCCACGCUACGUGAUGACUCCACCGAAUCGGAAGAACAGUCCAUGACAUGCACUCAUGGCCAUGCGGAGUCAUGUCAUCGCAUUAUGUGUCGAGCCCCAAUAGCAUCACUCGAUUGCAUGGAGGAGUUCAGUGGUACGGGCGGUCAUCUUGAUUUCGGCCGUUCUCUGAGUUUGGGCUCAAAUCCAGCUCUACCGCUGCGGCCGGGCUCAACACCAACGCCCGGCUUACGCUACAAGAAUCUGGGUAAGAGCGGUCUGAGGGUCAGCAAUGUAGGCUUAGGUACAUGGCCGGUCUUUUCACCGGGUGUCAGCGAAGAACAAGCCGAAGCCAUACUUAAGCUGGCCAUUGAAAGCGGUAUAAAUCUCUUCGAUAUAUCGGAGGCCCAUUCGGAAACGGAAAUUGGUAAAAUUUUACAGAGAACCGGCUGGAAGAGGACUGCCUAUGUCAUCACCACGAAAGUCUAUUGGAGUACCAAAUCAGAGGAACGUGGCCUUUCACGAAAGCAUAUUAUAGAAUCCGUAAAAGCAAGCUUACAACGUUUGCAAUUGCAAUACAUUGAUAUUGUGAUCAUACAUAAAGCGGAUGCUAUGUGUCCAAUGGAAGAAGUUGUACGUGCCAUGAACUAUGUCAUCCAACAGGGCUGGGCCAUGUAUUGGGGCACUGCCCGUUGGUCUCAGGUGGAAAUCAUGGAGGCCUACACAAACUGCCGUCAGUUUAAUUGCAUAACACCGAUUGUGGAACAGUCCGAAUACCACAUGUUUUGCCGUGAGAAAUGCGAGCUUUAUCUGCCGGAAAUGUAUAACAAAAUCGGUGUCGGUCUCAUGGCCUGGGGCCCACUGUCGAUGGCCUUGAGUGAUGCACAAAAUGGUGAAAAAAUCUUUCUGCCAAAGGGCUCAUUUAAAACCAAAAGCCAUAGCUAUUCGUGGACUGAAGAUGAAGUCAAUCGGAAUGCUGCCUUAUCGCCUCAGGGUAGUUGGAAUAAGGAACGCAUGGAAGAGGGUCGCCGCCAUUGUGAUCGUUUAAAGGAUUUAGCCGCAUUGGCCGAAAAACUGGGUUGCACACCAUCCCAGCUGUCCAUUGCCUGGUCGCUGAAACAUGAACCUGUACAGUGUUUACUUUUAGGUGCCACUUCUGCUGAACAAUUGCAUCAAAGUUUGCAAUCAUUACAGUUACUGCCACGUCUGUCGACCAGUGUUAUGCUAGAAUUGGAACGAAUAUUAGAGAAUAAACCGGUGCGACCGCCGAUGAUAUCGACACUGGCACUUCGGUGACAAUCAGCCUGCCCUCAGGGGCCCCCAAGCCUUA
Musca domestica (house fly) is the source of this 2624-nucleotide messenger RNA. RefSeq lists its product as uncharacterized. NCBI's taxonomy places the organism in Eukaryota, Metazoa, Arthropoda, Insecta, Diptera, Muscidae. The record is from RefSeq and is a predicted model, not a curated record. Gene Ontology annotation, cellular component: voltage-gated potassium channel complex; cytoplasm. The coding region runs from base 470 to 2590 and encodes 706 amino acids. The transcript is spliced from 11 exons. Gene Ontology annotation, molecular function: transmembrane transporter binding; potassium channel regulator activity; voltage-gated potassium channel activity. Gene Ontology annotation, biological process: regulation of potassium ion transmembrane transport; potassium ion transport.